This is a messenger RNA of Lycium ferocissimum, 1430 nucleotides long. RefSeq lists its product as uncharacterized. The record is from RefSeq and is a predicted model, not a curated record. Bases 111 to 1160 code for a protein of 349 amino acids. Lineage: Eukaryota; Viridiplantae; Streptophyta; Magnoliopsida; Solanales; Solanaceae. Gene Ontology annotation, cellular component: endoplasmic reticulum; membrane. Gene Ontology annotation, biological process: endoplasmic reticulum tubular network organization; membrane organization. The transcript is spliced from 9 exons.
UCCUUAGUGAAAAGUCAAAAACGUGAUAUUCCUCUCUUUCAUCGUGAACCCUUGUUCUCUUACGCCUAUCGCCUUAGAAAAGAAAGCAGUGAGAGUUGUAAGAGGGAAAAAUGGGAGGAGAAGAGGAUUCACAGAAACUGAAGAGUAUAGCAGCAUCAGCAUAUGACUAUGAGAAUGAUCCAAGAUGGGCUGAUUAUUGGUCAAAUAUACUCAUUCCUCCUCAUAUGGCUUCUCGUAACGACGUCGUUGACCAUUUUAAGCGCAAGUUCUAUCAACGCUACAUCGACCCUGGUCUAGUGGUUGAGCCAAUGACUACCAGCAGUUCGUCCCAACCAGCAAAACCAUCAGCUGCACAACCCUCAUCAUCAUCAACAUCGUCGUCCACAACUUCUAAUAACCAGCCAAGACAACGUAACACUGGACAAGCUAGUAGAACUUCGGGCACGUCAACAACCCCAGCUUCAAAUCCGACAUCACUUCGAUGGGAUCGACAAACUAUACAAUUUUCAGUGAAUGCUUGGGUUUUUGUUGUGGCAGUUCUCUGUAUAUUUCCGCUUACACCUGCAAAUCUGUCGAAAAGAGCAUAUCGACUGUCCUUCUUGGGAACUGCAUGUUCUUCGCUAUAUUCGUUAUACUCAUUAUAUGGGAAACCGAGGGCUUGGAAUUUACAAGCAGUGCAAGUUUGGUUACAGUCCGUGAUUGUGACAAAGGAUUUCAUCUACUUCAUUUACUGCCUUACUUUUGUCACUUCCCAUCUAUUCCUGAAAUUUGCUUUGAUUCCUGUUUUAUGCCGAGCACUAGAACAUGUUGCGAAAUUUCUCCGACGUAACUUCAGCAGAUCUUCUUUGUACAGGAAGUACUUGGAAGAGGCUUGUGUAUGGGUCGAGUCAAAUGUGACUACUCUUAACAUACUGUCUUCACAGGCUGAGAUUGGACUGGGAUUUCUUCUAGUUGUCUCACUAUUAUCGUGGCAGCGUAAUAUUAUACAAACAUUCAUGUAUUGGCAGAUAUUGAAGCUUAUGUAUCAUGCUCCUGCUACUGCUGGUUAUCAUCAGAGCGUGUGGGCCAAGAUCGGGACGCUUGUAAAUCCUCUUCUUCAACAAUAUGCCCCGUUCAUGAAUACUCCUGUUGCUACUAUUCAGAGAUGGUGGUUCAGGUAGAAGACUUGCCGAAAGAUAUACAAGAGUUGUAGGGCAGGAAAUACUUCUUUGGGAUUUUACUUUGGCCUGAAGGAUAAAAAUAUAAACUAGAGUUGUCUAGUUGACGAUUCCUAAUAAUUGCCUUUGGGGUUAUUUCCAAGUUUUCCCAUUUUUGCCCAGGGAUUGACUUUUCCUUCUGUUUAACUGUUUUGUUUUGUAAACAUCACUACCCAAAAAGUGUUUAAAUUGUGCAAGAACUGUAGUUUUAAUAUCAACUAAUCAUUUCUAUUC